This is a messenger RNA of Leptomonas pyrrhocoris, 3943 nucleotides long. RefSeq lists its product as hypothetical. NCBI's taxonomy places the organism in Eukaryota, Euglenozoa, Kinetoplastea, Trypanosomatida, Trypanosomatidae. Gene Ontology annotation, cellular component: membrane. The record is from RefSeq and is a predicted model, not a curated record. The transcript has a single exon. The coding region runs from base 629 to 3943 and encodes 1104 amino acids.
GAACACCUAACUCUCUUGAGCACUAUCUCGCAAGUGGGGUACAGUUGUAAGACAUUUUAUUAGCAUCAAUUAUUGCCUUCUUUCUUCUGUGAUUGUUCGUGUUAUACCUCUCAGUGGAGGCUCAAGACAAAUCGCAGUCGGUCUCCUUUUAUUCUUCUUGCUCAAUUGCACCAAAAACGGCCUCUCUUCAGAGUUUCGCUGUCUUGAAUAAUUUUUUUUUUCUGACUUUGGUAACUCUCGUGUCACGAAUUUCUCUCUUGGGCUGUAUGACUUAACAGUCGUUCUCGCUCCUUCGUGGAGGUUUUAAAACACCGUUGAUAUAGUUUUGGCUGUACUUGUGAGUUCUAUUUCCCAAGAACCUUUUUUGUUGUCGUUUGCUCUUCUCUUCGUGAACACACAUAUAUAAUAGGCCCGCUGCUUCAUCGUGUAUCCUUUGUUCUUUUCUCUUCCUAACCCCUCUCCCCCUCCUCCCCCAGGACACACACACACACACACACACACACACCGACGCACGCGUGCUCUCCCUUAAAAAAAAAAAAGUAUGCCGAAGAGAACCCCACGAGACGACUCUAGAGAUGCUUGCUCUCCGUUUCUCUCCUCGGGUCAUUCACCCGCUGCCGAACCUGUCAUGAUCAACGAUCUGGUUGGCAUCGUGGACGGCAGCUGCCCGUCCCAUGAUCCCUUGCGCAAUGACUUCUUUGAGAGCACUCCGGACACCGAGUCCUCGGGCAAACGGCGCCAGACGAUGAUACGAGGCGGCAGGGUGCUCGAGGACGAGUUCUCGCGGCCGUCGGUCGGCAGCACCCCGGUAGGGAUGCAAAAGGUGGGCGUGCAGCGCAACCGUCGCCUCGCCGUCGACCUCGUGUACGAUGACAAGUCGUCGUCGAUGUGGGCUCGCACGAAGCGAGUUCUGCGAAACAUCUGGAACUCGUUCAAGAUGGUGCGCCUCUUCCUCAGUCUCGCCUGGACGGACAUCAAGUGCCGCACGUGCAGCUACUGCCUUGGCUUCUUCUCCGUUCUCGUCGUCGUGCUGCUUUGCGUGCUGAUGAUCUCCCUGCUGACGAACAUGCCAAUUCUCUUUCUGCGCUUGUCGGAGGCAGUGCGGGGUGAGUACGAUCUGCGCAUCCGUCCUGGCGGUGUGAUGACUGCCGCCUCCUCGCUCAACUACACGAUCAUCAAGGAGCUUUUUCCCUACUCCGAUAAGACAUAUGGCCUUCACGCCCCGCGCAUCAUCGCGCAGUUCAAUGCACAGAACUUGCGCACCUGCCGUGGCAAGAACUCGUCCUCGCUGUGGUAUAAGCUGGAUGGCACACUUUGCGGCGACCCCUCGGUGUGCAUGUCCGAGUGCUCCUCGGUGGAUUCGGCAGCGGUGAGCGUGAUCGCCAUUGACGCGGCAGCGGAGAAGCGCAUGGGCUUCGGCACGCAGUACUCCCAGCCCACUCCGCGUGAAGGGGAAGUGAUCCUGUCGCACCACGUCGCCCUCUUGAUGGGGGACGUCCAGAAGGGGGACCUUGUCGCCUUCUACGGGAAUGCGGAGGGCAACUACCCCGAGGCGUUCCGCGACUUUCCUUCGCCGCUCUCCUCCGAUGUGAUUACGGUCUUGAAGGUCAUCGCCGUCAUGGAGGCCGACGAUCACAAGUUUCCUUCGCUGCAGUCCUUCGCCGUUACUUCGUACAGCACGAUUCUAAAAGACGUGGCGAAGGGCCUGCGACCCGACACGCCGAGCGACGUUGUGGCUACCAUUGCUGGUGCCGAUCCCAACAACUGCGCAUCGUUUGUGUACUUCAUCAUGGAACCCUACACACGGUUGCGCGCGUACCGCUCCACCAGCUACAACACCAUUCGCCGAAACGUUGUGGCCUGGGCCUCUGGCGUUCUCUCUCCGUUGGGCUUUAUGCAGAUUGGUCGGGUAACGCCGCAGCUUGGGGGCUUGUGGUCAACGCGUAUGAUGAGCGUCUUCCUCGGUCUCAUCAUCUCCGUCAUUCUCUUAGCCCUCGCCUUCCUCAGCAUCGUGCUCAUCUACACGCUGCUGACUGUCGGGAUAGAGACGAAGACGUACGAACUGGGCAUCCAGCGCAUGGUCGGCUUUACGAAUGAAAACUUGGUCGUGCUGGUGCUGGUCAACGCGUACGCGUUCACGAUCCCCGCGUGGAUCAUUGGGCUCGCGGCCGGGCAAGCGGUGUACAUCGGUGUGCGGCAGAUCUUCAUCAACCUCAUCGCGGUGACUCUCCCGCUCGGUGUGACGGGGGCGGCGAUUGGCUGGGCCACGCUAGCUGGUCUCGGCAUCCCGAUUGUCGCGUCAUUUUUCCCCAUUCUAGCGCUCGUUACGCAGAAGCUGCCGGAUGCGCUGAACACGUCACGCAGUCGCAGCGUCGGUGUCAUAUUCAAAAUUCGCCGCAACGACUCUUCGGAGCUCAACGGCACCAUGUUUGGCCUCGGUGUUCUUCUCUUUGUUUUCGGCUUCCUCGUUUAUUUCCUGUUUCCCACUGGGUUGAUUGUCAUGAAUCUGAGUCUCAUCUUUUACAUCUUCUUCGCCGUCCUUAUUGGGCUGCUGGCGGGGUUCGUGUUGCUGGCGCUGAACUUUGAGCGGGUGUGUCAGGUUUGCAUCUCCUACCUGCUGCUCUUUGCGGAAAGCAAGGCCGUCUUCUCUUUCAUGCAAAAGAGCUUGAGCGCGCAUCGCGUUCGUAACCGCAAGACGACGCUCAUGUACUCCUUGUCCCUCGCCUUUGUGAUUUUCAUCACGGUAGCCGUCCAGAUCGAGCUGAGCUCUUUCACGUACACGGCCCGGCAGGAAUUGGGCUGUGAAGUGAGCGUUUUCACCGGCGGGAUGACCAUGCAUGAGUACUGGAUCGUGGAGGAGUACCUCCAAGACCUCAUAGAGAGCGGCCAGGUGUCCAAGUACACCUACGAGUACACCGUAAACGCGCUCUCCUCUAUCAGAGACCACCACCUCAACUCGCUUGGUCGCUACCGCAGCUCGACCGCCACCGUGGUCCAGCUGCCACCGAAUUACUACGACGUCUUGGGCACAUCGUUUUUGCUCGUGAGUGCGGUGGAUAAGCUGGUGGGGCAGUACGGGUUAGUACAAUCCCUCUAUUCGGCAGAGGGAAUGUACCGGGGUAUCUUGUCCUCCGGCGCUGCGAAGUUCCUCGGUGUCGGCAACGCAAAGGGCGUGUUGCUCUACACCGCCUCACGGGCGGUCAACGAGACAGCGAAGAGUAAGGCUGACUUCAUGGUCCCCGCCCGCCCAAUGGCGACAAUGGAUCUGUCUCCCGUUAAAAGCAUGUCGAAGUUCUCCUCCGAUUCUACGCCGUUAAUGGUGUCGAUUCCGGGCGUGCUCCACCAAAUCGACGUCCCGUACAACAGCGUGAUGGAUGGCAACGUCGUGUCCAUCUGCCUGCGCGUGAAGGAUGCGAGACGCUACCAGGCAGUUGGCGACACGAUGAUAUCCAUCCUGUCGUUCGUGGGCCGCACCCCCACGAUUACCACCAUCGAGGACAAGCUAAAGGACAUGGAAACGGCAGACAAGAUCUUGAGCAUCUUCUUCAUCAUGGCGGAGUUGAUGAUCCUCCUCAUUUGCUUCUUCUCCUUGAUGAGCAGCAUGACCACGAACGUGUUGAACUCGUCGAAGGAGAUCGGCGUGCUGCUGUGCAUGGGCAUGACGCGGUUUCAGGUGUACCGGGUGUACGUCUGGGAGGCCUUCAUUCUGGUGGUGUCCGCUGGCUCCGUGGGCCUCAUCAUCGGUGUCGUUGUCGCCUACACGAUGCUGCUGCAACAAAUCCUUUUUGCGCAAAUAUCUUUCCCCUUUCCUUUUCCAUACAUCCAGCUGUGCAUUGUGGUCGCCGUUGGCUUCGUGUCAGCGCUGGCAUCAAGCAUUAGCCCUGUUGCCUACCUACUCGGGCUGCCAUCAGUCACUCACAUUCUGCGCCGCUCCAUCGCGUAG